Molecule: messenger RNA, 5620 nt
Organism: Punica granatum (pomegranate)
Lineage: Eukaryota; Viridiplantae; Streptophyta; Magnoliopsida; Myrtales; Lythraceae
Source: RefSeq, a predicted model, not a curated record
UAAUACUCGAAAAGAUCUUUAUUAGAAAGAAGUUUCGAAGUUCACUGUAGUCAGUGUGAUGUCAAGAAAACAGUGCGUAUGAUGUUCCAAAACCGUCGAUUUACCCCGCCUUUGAAGGACGCAAAGAAAAGUACAAAAACCCCCUUAAGGCUUCUAUCUGUUGAAUGACGCGUUUCUAUGGCGGCUAAUUGCUCUCCUUCCACCAUUAAUUCCACAAAGCACUGAGAAAGGACCUUACUGGAUGAUUCCGUUUCUUCCCAUUCACUGAUAAUAAUCCAUCUGCUGCUCGAAGCUUGAACAGCACGGCUGCACCGACUAACAGUACAGGCCCCCAUGCUCUCCAUCCUCUUCUUCUCCUCCUUCUUCCUCACUCUCUCCCUCCUCUCUCUCCUCUUCCUCUCCUUCUCUCUCUACACCAACAAGCUCCGCAGCCCCCGCCCCAAGUCCAGUCCCGACACAGCAGCACGCAAAGACGACAGCAUCAGCCCAGCAGCUCCAGAACUGUCAUUAGCGGAGUCUGAGGGCCUGUCCGGCCAGCUGGACCGGGAUUCGGACCUGGCAGAGCAUCGGUCGAUACUGGCCAGCAUAUAAAGCCUCUGGAAGUUGUGGUUGGUGUGAUUAUGCAGGAACAUAUAGUGAGAAAAAGUGCUUAAGCAAUUGUGGGGAAGCUUCACAGAGAUCGUAUUAUGUUCCUCGUUCGUGGCUCAACGCAACAGGCAACUUGCUGGUUGUUUUCGAGGAGUGAGGUGGGGACCCGAGCGGGAUUUCCCCUGUGAGGAGAGACAUAGACAGUGUUUGUGCAGACAUUUAUGAGUGGGAGCCCACUCUGAUAAACUAUGAGAUGCAGGCCUCAGGUCCAUGUGGAACCUGAACUUACCUUGAAGUUGGACAAUUCUAAGAUAUUGCAACGGAACCAACCCUCACCAUCGAAAAGGGCAAGUUCAGUACUGCAUCCAGCCUGCUUGUGCUGGUACUAAUGUCUUUCCACGCCCAAAAUUCCUGCAUAUUCAGUCGUCUCGACGUUUAUCUAUAGAAACUAUAACCUUCAAUGGUUGGAGGCUUGUCGACAUUGUCGCUCAGGUGAGGAAAGGUCUACCCAGUCAGUGAUGGAUGGGAAUGGAACAGGGAUGAGAGGGGACUAAUAGCAGUGGAGUCGUUUUUCAUCGUUUUAUUCAUCCAUUUCUCUGGGGAAUGCAGCUCCGUAAUAACUUGGAACUUUUUAGUCAAUCAGUUUUGAGAUCAUGGAGAUUGGAAUAACCCUUUUUUGAAGAUAUUUCUGUCCUUGGGUUUAAGAGAAGUUACCAAAGCUUUUCCCGCAUUGCAGCUCUGCUACUGCCGGUCUUCAUUCAUCAGCAGUAGACCAGUGAAGUUGCCUGAGGGUCAGUAGCUGGCAUGGGUAAGCCAAGGGACAAGUUUUGGGAUCACGCUGAAGUCAUGCCGAAUGAAGGUGAAGCCAAGGAUCGUUGGAAGUGCAAGUUCUGCCACAAACUAUUUUCCGGGGGAGUUUCCAGGAUAAAGGCGCAUUUGGGUACGGUUGAAGGCAAAGGAAUUAAAGUUUGUGAAAGUGAAGUUGAUGAAGCUACGAUGAAAGAAGCUAACGAGGCUCUUGAGAAGGGUACAAAGAGAAGAAAGGUGGACGCUGGAACCAAUUCAGCUCAAGUCAACCCACAACAGGUGGUGGCAGAUUUGCGGAUUACUCUGCCAUCUACUGGCCAGACCAACCCCAACACACCAGCACUACUGCAACAGAGUCCUGACCCAAUCCACCGGAUGGGCUUACCUCUGCUAUUUCCGUCGAGGGACAAUCUACACGACAUCUCUAAUUCGCACAGCAUUUUCGGGGGUUCUAGUGCAAACUUAUUACGAGAAGACUGCAGCGGAGCAGAGAUGGAAGGUUCAUCAAAUGCUUAUGUGUACAACAAUGAAAGAAGUAGAAUACCAUGUUCAAGCUUUGUCACAGAAGCAGCUGACCGAUCGGGCUGGCCUGAACACAGCACUCCCCAAGUAGAAGACCUGCCACCUUUGCAAGAGGAUCAGUGUAGUUCGUAUGUACAUGAGCUGCAGGUUGAAAAUGCAAAUGCACUAUCACUCGAGAUCCAAUCUGUGCAACCAGAUGGUCCUGAUCUGCUACCUGAGAAUGUUCAGCCAUCUCUUCCUGAAAGCACACGCAAUGUAUCACCGAGGAUGAUAUUAGAGGUUAAUUCCUGUGGAGACAACUCAGUGCAAGAUGAGCUUGAUCUGGUAGCUGAAGACCGCGAAGCUAAUAGCAUUAUGCUCGAGCAAACCAAUCAUUUUGAUCCAAUUCGGAUUGAUCCAUAUCCCAACAAUGAAGACAAUGGGGACAGUGCUUCAGUUCUACCUUCUUCUGCGCCAAACUCGUUUGCAAGGGAAACUAUACAGCAUGAGAUGUUGGCGCCCAAAUUAGUGGGUCGAGAAUGGAUUGUGGAUGAGCUCUGGGAUUACUUAAUGACAAAUGAUAUAUUAUGCAUCGGAGUCUAUGGGAUGGGGGGAGUGGGGAAAACCACAACCAUGAAGCACCUCUAUAAUAAAGUGCAUGGCAGUGCUGCCUUUGAGAAUGUAUUCUGGGUCACGGUGUCAAAAGACUGCAGUAUCCAUGAGCUUCAAAAUAAGAUUGCCAGAGCCCUCAAGGUUCCUGACCUUUUCAAGGAUGUUGACGAAGGGAUGAGGCCAACAUUGUUGUUCAACCAUUUGAGCAAGAAAAAGAAGUGUCUAGUUAUUUUAGAUGAUAUGUGGCGGCAUUUUGAGCUUGCAGACGUUGGAAUUCCAGUCAAAGGAGAUGGUGUUCGGCUGGUCCUAACAACACGAUAUCGUGAUGUUUGCGAAAAGAUGUUGUGUCAAGCGAAAAUUGGAGUUCGACCUCUAUCUAAUGAAGCAGCAUGGGCAUUGUUUGUACAUACACUUGGUUCUGACCUACCUCCUAGUCGGAAGCUUGUUGCUGAGGAUAUUGUUAAGGAGUGCAAAGGCUUGCCGUUAGCUAUUGUUGUUAUGGCAGGAAGCAUGAGGGGAGAGGUCGAGGGUCAUGUAUGGGAAGCCACGCUGGAAAAUUUAAAAAAACCAGGAGUUCUGCAACAGAGCAUGAAAGAGAGUGUUUUCCCGAUUCUGGUGCACAGUUACAACCGCUUGGAUAAGAUAAAACAACUAUGUUUCUUAACGUGUGCUCUAUAUCCUGAAGAUAGUUUAAUCGAUAGAGAAGAACUAAUAGAACUUUGUAUUUAUGAGGGGGUGAUUCGUGAAGAUAGGAGGCGGAAGAUGCAUAACGAAGGGCACAGAUUAUUAGAUGAACUUGGAAAGGCAUGCCUCUUGGAGGCAUAUAGUGGUGCAGGUGGAAGAAGGGUUAAGAUGCAUGAUGUGAUUCGGGAUAUGGCACUGCACAUCAUGAAUGCGAACAGCGCCCCAUGCAUGGUGAAAUCUGGCUUGGGUUUGGAAGAUCUGCCGGACGAUGAAGAAUGGCUGCCUAAUCUUCAGAAGGUGUCCUUGAUGAGUUAUGGCAUUGAAGCAGUUCCACCCUCCAUAUCACCAAACUGUCCUCAACUUGCAACUCUGCUGUUAAGCCACUGUUUGAGUUUGCAUAAAAUCUCAAAACGUUUCUUUCGGCGGAUGCAGGGGUUGAAGGUUAUUGAUUUGAGAAGUACUAGCAUCACAAAAGUGCCAAAAUCUGUCAUGAGCUUGAAAAAGUUGAACGCACUAGUACUCAACAGGUGCUUUGAAUUAUCUUGUAUUCCAUCAUUGGCGAAGUUGACAUCGUUAAGGAAGUUGGACCUCAUGAAGUGUAGAAAGAAAAAAGAAGUACCAGAUGAUUUGGGGAUGUUGGUUAAUCUUACAUAUCUCUGCUUAAGAGAGACGAGCAUUGAAAGGAUUCCAGAUGGAGUAGUCUGUAAGUUAAAGAAGCUACAACACCUUGAAGCGGAUUAUAUUGCAGUGAAGGGAGAAGAAGUUGGAAAAUUGAUGAAGUUGGAGGCACUCUGAUGUCGUUUUGAAAAUGUGAAUGAACUGAAUGAGUACACACUACGUGCGACAACUAUAGAGUCAUACAGUCACGUCUACCCUUGAACCCAAUUUGUUUGUUUAUUCGCGAGACGGAAAAAUUCCUUUUCGAGAAUGCCGGUCGUAAUCGACAGCAAGAUUAGGGAGGGAGGGACGGACCCAAAUUGUGCUCAGAGGAAGUAAUGAUACACGUCAAGGGAGGUGGAUCCAUUCAAGGGGUAACAAUGAGUAGCAACGGAUUGCACCAUCAGAUUCCCUAUCAAGGAAAUUAAAGUCCUCUAGUGUUCUAACCCCUUCAUCAUCCAUCGUUUCUGUAAUUCUCCUGUCAUUCCCACACCUUGAUGUGAUGAUUUUUUUGUUGGGGAAUAAUCAAUGGCUCAUCAGCCAUCUGAUGCUUUGUUCUAUAUCCUAAGCACGAGCAGAAAUGCCAAUAUGCAUGCCGAUGCAUGUAUAUACGUUUAUGAUCAAUAGAGCACUGAACCACAUUUUACGCAAUUCUCAUGCUUAUAUUUGGCCUGGAACCUUAUGCAUCACAACCCCCGAAGUCAUUCACUUGUGGAGAAUUUGAGCACUGUCAUGGUUUAUGCCGAUCUAAGCUAAUUCAUCAUGUUUGUUUGCAACGCCUCUCUAAUCAAAAUCUGAAAUUUUGAAACCUGAUUCUUCAGCUUGCUGCUGCUGUGGGAGAUUGCAGGAUUGUGGAUAGCUUAAAAGACGGGGAAGUCAGAGUAUUCUCCAUCCUCUUCUUCUCCACCUUCUUCCUCACUCUCUCCCUCCUCUCUCUUCUCUUCUCUCCUUCUUUCUCUACACCAACAAGCUCCGCAGCCCCUGCCCCGAGUCCAAUCCCGACACAGCAGCAGGCAAAGACGAUAGCAUCAGCCCACCAGCUCCAGAACUGUCAUUAGUGGAAUCCGAGGGCCUGUCCAGCCAGCCGGACCGGGACUGGGACCCGGAUCAGGGCCAGGGCCCCAAAAGGAAGAAGAAGAGGGCGAGGAAGAAGAGCAAGAGGUCGGACUUGGAUAAGGAAGAAGAGCAGAGUAUUGGUGGGGACGAUGAGAAGAAGGUGGGGGGAUCCGGAUUGAGUGCUGAUUUGGGUUCCCGGGACAAGCCCGAGCUGAUUUGCCUGUACCCUUUUACCUCCUCGGGCAGUGCCACUCAGAGGAGGAUCAAACAGCAGGACGAUGAGCUGAUUUGGGUUCCGGGUUGAAUGUUUUUCCUCUCUCUUUUCUUUUGAUUCAUGCGUCAAAUUGGGUCGUAGAUUAGUUCUGAGCGAUGGGUGUAACUGGUUCAAGUCAUGGCGUGCUCCAUUUGAACCGUCCUAUGAACUAUAUAAAUAGGACGAUCUAAGUGGAACAUCGUUGUGACCUAAAUGCGUGAGGACUGGAAUAUGGGUUGAUCAGUGUCCCUUCGAAAUUACUAUUACUGCUAAACCUUCAAAAUCAUGAUGUCGAUUCCUCAGUUGAUCUGCUCAUGAGUAACACAAGGACCAUCCAUUUCAUUUGUUUUUUUUCCUUCCUAUUUCAUAUAGCUUGCCGCACAUUAUAUGUUCUUCAUCCACUAUCUAUAUUUUUAUACGAUAUGAUUAUGUGAUGGCUCACUGGCCAUCUUUUUCUCCUAA